AUGGAUGCGCCUAUCUAUACUUUUGCUAAUGGUGUCCCUACCGAUCCUCAGGUUCUGGCAGUCUAUAACAGUAUGAGUGGGGCCCAAAGAGCCAGGUAUGCUACUAUCACUACUGACCAGGGAAGAAGCGAUGCCUUGUACUUAAUUGCCCAAGAAAAGAAAAAACCGCGACAUUAUCUCAAUCUUGUUUAUGCUGUAAUCAAUUUACUUUCCGUUACCGGUUUUAAUAUCUGGAGCCAUUUUCAAAGACGAGACGGAGAUGAAGAUUUUAUUAAAUGUUGGAAUAAUUACAAGCCUGAACAAGAUGUUAUACUUAUGCAAUUAUGCAUUCUCUUUGGUACCCAAAUUAUGAUCAUAGCCAUGACAUCAGCAACAGAAAGAUUGUUUAACAAGGAUAAGUUUCCAUUUAUCUUCGUUCCAAUAAUUAUUGGGAUAGGGUUGGCGGUAGUGGGAGGCUAA
Ambispora gerdemannii is the source of this 459-nucleotide messenger RNA. The record is from the annotation of a GenBank genome assembly. NCBI's taxonomy places the organism in Eukaryota, Fungi, Glomeromycota, Glomeromycetes, Archaeosporales, Ambisporaceae.